CUUCGACAUUGAUGAAGCCAGCAAUACGCAAGCGUUGCCGGUUGUUCUGCAAACAAGAUCAGUGUCCAAGUCGAAGACGUCUUCAUUCAAGUUUGUGUGACGGUUGUGGUAGUGUCCUGCAGGAAUACAUAUAUAAAAAAUGGCGCGACGCUAGAAUAAAACGGGCGAUUAGUACCGCCCCCAGAAUAUAUGUCUUUUAUUACUUCCAACUUCGAAAUCCAACAGUAUUUCCCUACGAAAACUUCAGAGACGAUGAAGACGCACAAGUGUUAAAAGAGUCCAUGGAUGGUCUAGGAACGAACGAAAAUGCCAUCAUCGAGAUUUUAGCAAGAAGAUCAAAUGAACAAAGACGACAAAUUGAACAUACUUACAAAACCAUGUUUGGAGAGGACUUAAUAGAAACUCUAAAAGGGGAACUCGGAGGAGAUUUCGAGGACGUAAUACUGGCUCUGAUGAAAGAGCCGUUGGACUUUCAAGUUGAAGAAUUGCAUAGAGCCAUCAGUGGAAUGGGAACAGACGACGAUACAUUGGUAGAAAUAUUGGUUGUACAUGAAAACGAAGAGAUUCAACGUAUCUCCGAGAGGUACCAAGAAUUGUAUGAAACUUCUUUAGAAGACGCCAUUCGAGGUGAUGAGUCAGGCACGUUACAGAGACUUCUCGUUUCCUUGUCAACGGGUGGUAGAGACGACUCUGGGUUGGUUGACAAAAACGCAGCCAUUGCCGAUGCCCAAGCACUAUACGAUGCCGGUGAAUCGUCCUGGGGAACCGAAGAAUCUGUUUUCAAUUCCAUUCUUUGCCUAAAAAAUAAAAGACAACUUAAACUCAUUUUCGACGAAUACGAAAGUAUGAUCGGACAUUCCAUUGAAGAUGCCAUCGACAAUGAAUUUUCAGGAAGCACCAAAAAGGCUUACUUGAGCCUAGUAACGGCAAUUAGAGACAAACCCGUGUACUUGGCCACCAAACUCCACGACGCAAUGGCUGGUAUGGGCACAGACGACAAAACACUUAUCAGAAUUAUAGUAUCUAGAUCAGAAAUAGAUCUUGAAGAUAUUAAAGAAGCCUAUGAGGCCAAAUACGCUAAGACUUUGUACGAGCGGGUGUCGGAUGACUGCUCUGGGAAAUAUCUUAAGACCUUGUUGACAAUAAUAGGCUAAGAUGGACAAAAUUUUUGUUUAAAUUUGAAUAUAACACUUGCCACACAUUUAUUAUAGUACUCAUCUAGUUUAAACUUGUUAAAAAUGGAUUUGAGACAUUUUAUAAAGAUCAUUUUAAAAACUAUGCAGAUAAUAUAUAAGUAUAUAUUUAGUGAAAACGUUUCUUUUAUUUUUGCAAAAUUGUUUGAAAAACCUAGUGAUAGAAACAUGUUUUUAAAGCAAGCAUCAUUUUGAAAUUUGCGCUUGAUAUCUAAAGUUGUUAAGAAGAUAUAGAAGACAGUUUAUUUUGAGUAUUAGAAGCCAUGUCAUGAAAGGUUCAUAUAUUCUGAGGGUCUGAAUCUAUAUGAUGUGGAAUGCAUGAUUUAUUCAUCGUCGGUGAGAAUCUGGAUUUUGAGUAUAAUCACGACAAUUUGUGAUAUAUUGUAAAUAUUUACAUAUUCUUCUAAUUACAGUGUCUUUCAAAUGGAAUAAAACAAUUUCGAAAGCUAGACCAACAGUCAAAAGAGUGUUUCUGUAACAUCCCGGCCAAACUUCUGACUUCAGCCCUAAUAAACUUAGUUGUUUGUAUAUACAGGGUGGUCCUUAAGUAAUUGUACAAAAAGAAACCGUAGAUUCCACACUUUAAAAUAUUACGAUUUAAGUCAAGUUGCUUUAAUAAAAUGUUGAUAUUAAGAAAGAUACAGGGUGUUAAAGUGGUAAUUUAAAAUUUUAUUUUUCGCUAUAACUUUCAUGUUAUAUAUUUAUAUUUAUAUAACAUGAAAAUAAAUAUAUAUGUAUUUAUAUAUUUAUAUAUAUAUAUAUAUAUAUAUAUAUAUAUAUAUAUAUAUAUAUAUAUAUAUAGUACGUGUAUGUGUGUGUGGGUGAGUUGGCUAUAGUUUAUUUUUAUGAACGAGAGAGUAAUUAGCAUAAUUUUAACUGGUACCUUCGACCACUCCAUGGGCGUGCUCAAGAUUAAUUGAAAAAUUACUUUGAAUAAUUGUAAAAAAUAAAUGAAUUAUUUCAGUGUUAUAAAGUGUUAUGUGUAUGUAAACAAAAGUGACCUCUUUUAUCACACACUAUAUUAGAACUGACUGGCCUACAUUUAAAAUGGGUUUUAAAAAAUUCACAUUUUUUUUUAAUUUUUAAAAAUUACAAAAGAGAAAAAGAGUUUUUAAAACCGUCUAAUGUAUGUUAAAUAGAUGAAUAAAAAUAUUAAUAUAAAACUGUUUAACAUCAUGAAUUUUAAAAGUGGUAUUUUUUCUUGAAACUUCACUCUUUAUCUGUGCCCAUACCAGUUCAAUCGGGUUUAAUUCACAAUGAUAUGGUGGGGAUCUAAGUACUGUCAUUCCACGAUUUUUGGCAAUUUCGUAUUUUUUAAAUUUUUCUUUAUGAAGGGCACACAACGAAUAAAGUUCCUUUCUUAUAGAUCCGGGAUGGUACGUAAUAGUUUUUGAACUCAGCCAAUUCUGCAAGUAUUUUUUUAACCACUUGGUUGUGGGCAGUCCUUCUAUAAGUCUGGAGUGAUAACUUGCAUUAUCCAUUGCUAUUACACAGUUCUUAGGAAGAAGAUCUAUCAUUUGUUCGAACCAUUCUUGAAAGACAUCAGCGUUCAUGUCUUCAUGGUAGUCACCGGUACGAGUUGAUUCAAAAGUUAAUAAACCACCUUCAACAAAACCGUCUGAACUGCCAAUGUGUACUAUUAUCAGCCUGCGUCCCUUUCCUGAUGGUGGGUUUAAACCAGUAGAUAAGUUAUUUACAAAAGCGUACCUUUGACUUGUAACAGUUUCAUCCUGCCAAAAUUUAUUUGGUGUAUGAUCCUCGUUGAUCCAUGUUUCAUCAAGAUAAAAUAUUUUUCUUUUUGGUUUCUCAAUUCCUUUAUGGUUCUUAGAAAAUGUCUUCUCCAUAUGACAAUAUCGCUUCUUUCUAAUAAAAUAGACUUUCUGGGAUUCUUUUUCCAGCGGAAGCCUAUUUCUUUUAAAAUUUUCCAUAACGUACUUCGACUCAUUUCUGGGUAAUCCUUAUCAUCUCGAACUGAGACAAGAACUUUAUCCAAUGUUGGAAAUUCAUGUCUAAAGAAGAAUUUAUGCACUUUCUGUCGAAGUCCUUCUUUAAAAUGAUAUUCUAUUUGAAAUUUUGGUUUCCCUGGAGCAUUACGUGGCAUUUGAAAACUACCACAUUUCUCUUCUUUAAUAACUCUGUAAAUCGUAGAUUUCCCAACACCAAGUGUACUGCUAACUAACUCAACGGUCUCAUCAACACUUUCACAUAAACGUUUGUCUGUAAAUGAUUUAAAACAAUUAAAUAUUAAUGUUUUUUCAUUAACUGUUAAAGGACCAAUUUUUCGGCGUUGACACGGCACUUUCAAAUUUUCCAUAACACUAGUAUACACAAUAAACUGCACCUUGCAACUGAAGUACCUACUUUUAGUGAACUGUUAAGAAUUUUGAAUACACCACUUGGACCUUCCUACAAAAUGGAGAAACCCACUAUCACAUUUUCUGUGGAAUAAGUUUAGAAGGUCGUAAUCUAGUCAAUUACUGUCGUAGAUUCCUGAAAUUAAAGAACUAAAUGUUUGAUUGUUGAAACCCUUACUUCGUGGAAUGCACUCAUUUCAGAUAAAAUAAAACGUUUUAUUUUAUCUAAAGAAUUAAACUUUAUUUUGCAAAUAGGUAGGUACUUAUUAAACUUUUAUUGGUUAUAUAUAACCAAUAAAAUAAACAUCUUACAUUUCUUGCAAAUUCAUUAGUACCUGUUAACCUCCAUCACUCUGACACUGGCAACCUUAUUUAGGGAUUAGUAACCCUCACAACUAUUGUAUUCUAUUCUGUUCCAACCUUUAUACCUGGUGGUCAUACUCAAUUUAAAAUUGUUUUCCUAUAUACUUCUGUAAACUUGUUGACAAAUAUCUGUUUUUCAUUGAGUCACCCGUAUCAACAGUUUAGGGAUUUGCAUACAUAAUUUAUUGUUUUAUUACUCUCUCAUACAUAAAAAUACACUAUAAAACAUGAAACGUUAAUAUGCUGUUUUCUCACCUGAGCUUAUACUCUAAUAUUUGCUUCAAAUCGGUGCUUACUUUAAAAACACUAUAAAAUGGACAAGACUAUUUUUGCUUAACAAAACAUCAGUACUAAUUAUUUAAUUGUAUAUUCUUUUAUUUUUAGGAUGACGCCACUGGAAAAUAUGCAAAAGCAUUAUUGACUUUAAUUGGUUAACUUCUAAAUGUUCUUUUCCAAAAUUUACUAUGUACUUUUUUGCUAGGUGUAUACUUGUUCGGUAUUGCAUUCAAAAAAAGUUAAUAUCACAAUUACUCUUAUUUGACUAUGAAUCUUCAACGAAAUAGAUUAUAAGUUACCUAGUUUACUUAAAAUAUUUAUUCUUAAGUUUUCGUAAGGAUUAUUAUACAUAUAUUUAAAAAAUAUUUACUAGAAAUACUCAGAAAAAUGUAAGGUAUUUAAGUAUUUUCGAAAUAGAGUUUGUGCAGUAUUUGAUGAUGUUCACUCAACUAGCAAUAUAUUAACAGCUGCCACUAGAUACAAUAUUUUACACAACAAUUUCAUAUUUUAUUACUUUGUAGUCAUGACUUGCAAACUAACCAAACUUUUGCUAUGAUUUGUUUUGAAUGUAACAAAUGUAACAUCACUAUAAUAAUGUUUUUUUCAAAGUAGUUAAGAGACAGUUUAAUUUGAUUAUUGUGUGAUGUAAGCAAACUAUUUACUUAAGUACACAAACAAUCUAGGCCUUUCUGCUCGUGUCGGAAGAGGUUGGGAGUGGUUAUUUCGAAAUUCAUAUACAAUCUGUUUGUAUAAUCUUUAAAACUAAAAUUAAUUAGGCGCCAUUCCUUAAUAAUUUGCCCUCUUAUGGAAACGAGCUCAGAUAAAGAAAUAAAAUGAAAAAUUUAAAACAAUGCUAACCUUCAUUAUUUUUUCACUCAAACCACCCAAUUUAAGAGACCACUCAAAUAGAACUUCGUCAUGUCUCUUGCACGUUCAAAGAGAGAAAGGAAGAUGAAUGGCGAGGAGUUUACGAAUGUUAUACUUUUGUGGCGAUGGUCGGAGCUAUUAGGAACUACAUUAAUUUGAAGAUGUACUAGGAAUUAGAAUAAUAAAAUUUUUGAUCCGGUUACACAUGGUUCAUCUUUGGUAAUUUACUUAGCAGUAGGAGUAGAGUCGAAUACAGUGAGAUCGAUGACGUUCAUUUACUGAUUCCUACUGGAAGACGUUUAAGACGCUAUCUAUCUAAUUACCCUUCUUCGGUCCAUCUUUGGACAUAGGCCUCCCCAAUCCUUUUCCAUUCUUCUCUGUCUGUCGCUACACUCAUCCAUCUAGAGCCAACGUGCUUCUUGAUAUCAUCUGCCCAUCUCAUUUGGGGCCUUCCUCUGCUUCGUUUAUAUUCCCACGGUCUCCAACUUAUAAGAAUUUUGUUCCAUCGGUCUUCUUUUUGUCUUAUAUUGUGUCCGGCAAAUCUUCAUUUCAAUUUUGCAACUUCUUGUCUAACAUCCCUCACUUUUGUUUUCUCUCUUAUCCACUCGUUUCUCUUCUUAUCCAUUAGUCUUAUGUGCAACAUUUGUCUUUCCAUUGCUCUUUGGGUUUUUAUGAUUUUGUCCAUGUUUGCUGUUGUAAAUGUCCACGUUUGGGAGCCAUACGUAAGAACAGGGAGUACGCAUUGAUUAUAUACUUUGGUCUUAAGAUGCUGUGGAUAUCUUUUGUUUUUAAGAAUGUAGCUUAGUUUGCCAAAUGCAGCCCAUGCCAGUCUAUCUCGUCUCUUGAUCUCUGCUGUUUGGUUCUCUUUGUUAAGUUUUAUAGUUUGACCAAGAUAUAAUAUAUAAUCCUUAACUUGUUCUAUUUCAUCUUGUCCGAUUCUCAUUGUGAUGUCUUCAUCUGUAUUUGUUAUAGUUUUGGUCUUGCCGUAAUUCAUAUUAAGGCCUAUCUUUCCCGCUUCUACGUCCAGUUCUUUCAUCAUUUCAAAUAAUUCUUCUUUUUUAUCGGUUAUCAAUACGAUGUCAUCAGCAUACCUUAGAUGGUUCAAGCGUUGUCCACAAAUUUUUAUACCUUUGUUUUCCCAUUCUAAUCUUUUAAAAGUAUCUUCAAGAGCCUGAUUGAAAAGUUUCGGUGAUAUUGUAUCACCCUGUCUCACGCCUCUACUUAUUUGUAAUGAUUUUGUUUCUUUUAAGAUGCUAGAAAAGCGGUAAUAUUUCAAUGCAUUUUUUUAUUGCUGCUUUAAUAAAAACAAAAUGCAACAGAGAAAUAUUUUGGGGCCACUUUUUGAUUGUAUAUGGUCCAUGUUACACAUGCUUUUUUAAAAACAAAAUGCAACAGAGAAAUAUUUUGGGGCCACUUUUUGAUUGAAUAAUACUACAAUCUUAUCAAAAGAAAAAUCGCAGUGGAAGCUUAUGCGAUGGAUUUGAUUUGAUCACCUCUACAUAUUAGUAGGACAAUUUGUUCACCAUCCCACGUGGCAAAUAAUUGCGAAUAUUAUAUCGUCAUAUAUAACUACUUUGGAAAAAAUAAAAUAUUUUCUUGUCUUUUAAGCACUUUCAAGUUUUAUUUCUAAUUAAAUAACAAAAUUACAUGUUUUAUACAAAGCUGUUUUGCGAAUUGUUACUUUAUCUACUUCUUUUCCAGAGCGACGAAUCUUCAAACAUCAGAAAGAUCCUGCUCGCAUUAAUUGAGUGAACUUUUAUAAUAAUAUAAGAUAAAUGUGAGCUUAAAAUUCACAAAAUGCUUGAAACGGUAGACUGCACCUGAUAUUUGCUAAAUUUUUACAAUAAAAAUUGUGUUAAACCUAUUAUAAAAUGUAUUUAUUUCUAUUGAAUGUUAUAUAACGCUUAUAUAUUUUAUGAUUGUAUUUUUAGAUGGUUGUGACGCAAAUAAAUAUAUUUUAC
Molecule: messenger RNA, 7014 nt
Organism: Diabrotica balteata
Lineage: Eukaryota; Metazoa; Arthropoda; Insecta; Coleoptera; Chrysomelidae
Source: the annotation of a GenBank genome assembly